Messenger RNA from Cyprinodon tularosa, 1307 nucleotides. RefSeq names its product protein O-fucosyltransferase 1 (gene pofut1). Gene Ontology annotation, biological process: Notch signaling pathway; protein O-linked glycosylation via fucose; regulation of Notch signaling pathway. NCBI's taxonomy places the organism in Eukaryota, Metazoa, Chordata, Actinopteri, Cyprinodontiformes, Cyprinodontidae. The record is from RefSeq and is a predicted model, not a curated record. Gene Ontology annotation, cellular component: endoplasmic reticulum. The annotation marks the transcript as partial. Gene Ontology annotation, molecular function: peptide-O-fucosyltransferase activity. The transcript is spliced from 5 exons.
AUUGUUCCCCCGCUCAGAUGUUCUCUCCCUCCUGUUCAGGUUCACGUUCCCUACAGCGAGUUCUUCAAGCUGGAGGCUCUGUCGGCGUACCACCGGGUGAUCAGCCUGGAGGACUUCAUGAAGGUGUUGGCUCCUAAAUACUGGCCCCCAGGACAGAGGAAGGCCUACUGCUUCGAGGCCGCCGCCCAGAGGAGCGCAGACAAGAAGUCCUGCCCCAUGAAGGAUGGAAAUCCUUUCGGGCCGUUCUGGGACCAUGUGGGAGUAGAGUUUGACCAGUCGGUUCUGUUUGGAGGGAUAACCUUCAGCGCCUACUAUCAGCCGCAGUGGAUGAAGAGAUUCCCCCCCUCUGAGCACCCGGUGCUGGCGCUGCCCGGCGCUCCGGCCCAGUUCCCGGUGCUGGAGGAGCAUGUGGGCCUGCAGCGCUACGUGGUUUGGUCAGACAAGAUGGUGAAGGAGGGAGAGGAGCACAUCGCCGCCCUGCUGGCCAGGCCCUACGUUGGCAUUCACCUGCGGAUCGGCGUCGACUGGCAAAACGCCUGCAAGCUUCUGGAGAGCGGCGACACCGGGCCUCACUUCAUGGCCUCCCCUCAGUGCGUCGGCUACAACCGCCAGACGGCGCUCCCCCUCAGCAUGACCAUGUGCCUCCCUGACCUGGCCGAAAUCCGCAGGGCCGUCAAACUGUGGGUGAAGAAGACCGCCGCCCGCUCCGUCUACAUCGCCACCGACUCAGAGUCCCACAGCAAACACAUAGAGAAGCUGUUUAAGGGAAAGGUAAAAGUGGUGACCCUCCAGCCGGACUGGGCUCAGACCGACCUGUACAUCCUAGGACAAGCCGACCACUUCAUUGGGAACUGCGUCUCCUCCUUCUCCGCCUUCGUGAAGAGAGAAAGAGACGUCCAUGGCCUGCCGUCCUCUUUCUUCGGUAUGGACAAACCAGGGAAGGUGAAUUCCAAAGACGAACUCUGAGAAUUAUUCUGCUGCUAGAAGGAUCAGGAGGUUCUUCCAUGUGAGACGGGUUCAGUUUGACCAGAAGCAGCGAGGAGGAAAGGCUGCGACGGAUCUGCUGCCGGUUUAGUCCCGUUUCUGAUGGAGACAUUAAAGCCGGACUUUAAUGAAGGCCGACCAGGACAGUCUGGCUGCUGAGGACAGAUGCUCGUUGUUUUAACGGUUGAUAUUCUGCCAUCUAUUUUCUCUCUGAAUAAAAUGGAUGUUUGAUCCAGCAUGAAACAUCAUUAUGAACAAACAUUGUGAGGCAUCGAUACUGGAAUGAUUUCUCUUUCAUCAAUUAAUCAGUAUUUUUCUAAAAG